Pungitius pungitius (ninespine stickleback) is the source of this 7534-nucleotide messenger RNA. RefSeq names its product phosphatidylinositol-4-phosphate 3-kinase, catalytic subunit type 2 beta (gene pik3c2b). NCBI's taxonomy places the organism in Eukaryota, Metazoa, Chordata, Actinopteri, Perciformes, Gasterosteidae. Gene Ontology annotation, cellular component: plasma membrane; cytoplasm; phosphatidylinositol 3-kinase complex. Gene Ontology annotation, molecular function: 1-phosphatidylinositol-3-kinase activity; phosphatidylinositol binding; 1-phosphatidylinositol-4-phosphate 3-kinase activity. Gene Ontology annotation, biological process: cell migration; phosphatidylinositol-mediated signaling; phosphatidylinositol 3-kinase/protein kinase B signal transduction. The record is from RefSeq and is a predicted model, not a curated record. The transcript has 33 exons. The coding region runs from base 400 to 5226 and encodes 1608 amino acids.
UUGACGCCGCUGCGUACGGAGCAGCUGCCGCCGGGAGGCUGACGCACGGCCGAUAAACCUCGCCUGAGACCCGGGCAGCGGAGCGAGCGGAGCCUCGCACGGAGAGCGGCAUUGUUCAGCCCGUGAACAGAGGCGUGUGUAGCGGAGCCGGUGAUUCAGUUUCUACCGUCGUGGAUGAGCGGAACGCCGCCCGUACCGGCGGCAGUGGAUCUGUUUUGGUUUCACCGAUAAAAACAAACCGACAACCGAGGGGAGCUUGAUGAGAUUUUUUUUUGUGUGCUUUUCCCAGGAAACUAAACCGCUUUAAAAUGGCAUCCGCCGCCCGCUGCUGGCGACCGUAGAGCGCGAGACUCAGCUCCAUGUGUCCUCGCCGGUUCCUGUAGCAGCAGAUCGGGCAUCAUGUCGGCGCCUCAGACCCAGAAGGAGGGCGAGGCGGGCUGGGGCUGCCUGGAGGCUCUGGGUCUCAGUCAGAAGGAUCUGGUCCUGGCCGAGGCCCUGCAGAUGGAGUACGACGCCCUGUCCAGGCUCAAGCAGGACAAGAGCGGCCCGGACAGCGUCCAGAGCGGCCCCCGGACCCCCGCCCGCUCCAAGACCCCCAAUCCCUCCAUCGAACGGCCCCGCCCUACCCCUAGCCAGCCCGUUCCCACCCCCGCGGGAGGAAGCCUGCUGCGGGGCCUCUCUGGCUCCGACCCCUCCCUGAACCAGCCUGGAGGGUCGCGGUCUUCCCACUCCGUGCCCUCCCGGGCGCCCCCUCCUCAGGGGGGCUACUUCAAGGAGCCCCUGUACAUCCUGGACAGUCCGGAGGUCAGCAAGUUCAGGGACGUGCUCGGUUACGGCCUCGGGAACUCGCUCGGAUCCGGGUCGGGGUUCCUCUCCAAGGGCCUCCCCUCUUUUCCGGACGACGUCCCCCCCGCCCUCCCCCCGAGGAACCCCCUCCCCGCGUCGUCGGGGUCAGAGAACCCCUUCCUGCCCUCCCCAGGGCCCACCGCGCCCCGCAACGUCAACCUGUUCACGCCAGACGUGGAUCCGCCCAAAGUGACUUCGGGAGAGCUGAACUACGACAACAUCAACGAGUCGCUGUCCCGGCUCAACGGGAGCCGCCACGGGCCCCGGGGGCGGCGGGCCAACGGGGACCAAUCGGGUAAGCCGGUGGCCCGCAGCAAGACCCUUCCCCCUCAAGUUCCGCCCAGGACGUACGUACCCGUUCCCAAGAGCAACAAGAACCAUCGGCGCGUGUCAGCAGACCCGGUGUCUCUGGGCUCCCGGAUGAACGGGUUUGGAUACGAACUGUUCCAGGUGUCUGAGGAGAGAGAUGAGGAAGUGGCAGCUUUCUGUCACAUGCUGGAUGUGUUGCGGUCGGCGUACCCGCACAGCGACGGCUCGAAGAACGGCGGCUUCGUCUGGUCUCCGUCCGUCGGCCUGGAGGAGCUGCACCAGGGUCUCGGGGUCGGCGUGAAGGUCACCGUCAUCAGCGAGCACUUCAGAGAGCCGCUCACCUUCACCUGUGACGGCUCGUCCACGGUGGACCUGCUGAUCUAUCAGACUCUGUGUUACGCUCAGGACGACCUGGACCACAUGGACGUGGACGACUACCUGCUGAAGGUCUGUGGACACGACGAGUUCCUCAACAACUCUCAGACUCUGGCCGGUCUGGAGUUUGUUCAACAGUGUCUGAAGUUCGACUGGGACGUCCGACUGGUUCUCACCAAGAGAUCCUCCAUCAACACGGAGCUGUCUCGCACGAAAGAAGAUGAUGAGACAAUGUCCACCAUGAACCACAGCAUCCUGCUGCAGGAGCGUCCAAUCAAACAGACUGUCACCCGUGAGGCUCUGACUCUUCUGCUGGAUACGUUUCAUAAUGAAGCCGAGUCCUUCCUGCUGUCAGAGGCGGAGCUGCCGCUGCACGUGGAGCGCCUCGUCCAAUCGGUGAAGGCGCUCUGCAGCUCGUUAGCUGCCGUGGAGACGCCCGAUGUGACCGCUGCCCUCAGCCAGCUCCCAGCAUGCCCCUGUCGUCUGCAGCCCAAAGUCCUCAAGGAUGCUUCAGUGCUCGCUGUCAGAGAGAACAGAGACAAAGUGGUGGAGAAGUUGACGGCGGCCAUCUUGGAUCUGGUGGAGCUCUACUGCAGCACGUUCAACGCCAACUUCCACACGGCGGCGCAGAGCCGCUGCUGCACGGCGCCGGUGCAGGAGGCCGGCCUCGUCAACAACGUGCUCUCCUUCAACGUGCACGCCGCCCACCGCAUCCCCAUCACCUGGGCCGCCAGCUACGAGGGUUUCUUCCUGUCCUGCUCGCUGACUCACGGAGGCGCGGAGCUCUGCGCGCCGCAGCACACCAGCAAGCAGGCGGUCAGCAAAUACCUGUUCCACCUGGUGGUGUGGGACCAGAGGGUGUGCUUCCCGGUGCAGAUCAACCAGCUGCCCAGAGAGUCCCAACUGACGGUGACCCUCUACGCCAGCUCUCUGCCGCCCCCCGGUGGAGCCGAGGAGAAGGGGCGGCAGCGGCGCAGCAUCGAGGCCCUGGGAUGGGUCACCAUGCCGCUCUUCAACUUCAGACACGUCCUGACAUGCGGCAGGAAGUUACUCGGCCUGUGGCCUUCGGCUCCGGGGGGCACCGGAAACGCCCGGACGAGCUCGCCAAACUUCAGCCAGCCGGACAGCGUGAUCCUGCAGGUGGACUUCCCCACCUCGUCGUUCGAGGUCCUGUUCAGUACGCCGUCUCCGGCAGACUUCUGUCCUCAGUACGACUUCUCCAGACUGGAUACAAUCAGUCAGAUCCAGCUGCAGGACGUCCUCCACAAGAAGGCCGUCUUCUGGUUGACGGUGGAGGACAAGCGUCUUCUUUGGGAGAAGAAGGCCUUCUGUCAGUCAGAGAGUGCGGCUCUUCCUCUGGUGCUGGCCAGCGCCCCCUGCUGGGAGUGGGCCUGCCUGCCGGACAUCUACGCCCUGCUGAAACAGUGGGCCUGCCUCGGUCACCAGGACGCACUGGGACUCCUCCACGCCUCGUUUCCGGACCAGGAGCUGAGGAGGACGGCUGUUCAGUGGAUGGACUCCAUCUCGGAUCCAGAGCUACUGGACUUCCUCCCUCAGCUCGUCCAGGCUCUGAAGUACGAGUGUUACCUAGACAGCUCUCUGGUUCGCUUCCUCCUACGGAGAGCCAUCGGGGACAUUCGCAUCGCUCACUACCUCUUCUGGCUGCUGAAGGACAACCUGCAGGACAGUCAGUUCAGCGCUCGCUACCAGCACCUUCUGGCCGCUCUGCUGUGCUGCGUCGGCCGAGGCCUCCGUGAGGAGUUUGACCGGCAGUGCUGGCUCGUGUCCGUCCUCGCCACCGUGGCCCACAAAGUCCGAGACGCCUCGCCGUCCAGCAGACAGUGUGUACUCAGGGAGGGUCUAGAGGAGAUGAAGCAGUUCUUCUUAGUGAACAGCAGCUGCCGACUUCCUCUGAACCCGGCGCUGCUCGUCACAGGGAUCAACAUCCAGGCCUGUUCCUUCUUCAACUCCAACGCUGUUCCCCUCAAACUGUCCUUCCAAAACCUGGACCCCAGGGGAGACAACAUCAGCGUCAUCUUCAAGUCAGGAGACGACCUGCGGCAGGAUAUGCUGACUCUGCAGGUGAUCAGGAUUAUGAACAAGAUCUGGAUCCAGGAAGGACUGGACAUGAGGAUGGUCAUCUUCAAGUGUUUCUCUACCGGCAGAGGACGAGGUAUGGUGGAGAUGAUUCCUCAGGCUGACACUCUGAGGAAGAUCCAGGUGGAACACGGAGUCACCGGGUCCUUCAAAGACCGGCCGCUGGCCGACUGGCUGCAGAAACACAACCCCAGCGAUGAGCAGUACGACAAGGCGGUGGAGAACUUCAUCUUCUCGUGUGCCGGGUGCUGCGUGGCGACCUACAUCCUGGGAAUCUGCGACCGCCACAACGACAACAUCAUGCUGAAGACCAGCGGCCACAUGUUCCACAUUGACUUCGGGAAGUUCCUGGGACACGCCCAGAUGUUUGGGAACAUCAAAAGGGACCGCGCCCCCUUCGUGUUCACCUCCGACAUGGCGUACGUCAUCAACGGAGGAGACAAACCGUCGAGCCGCUUCCACGGCUUCGUGGACCUCUGCUGCGAGGCGUACAACAUGAUCAGGAAGCACACGCACCUGUUCCUCAACCUGCUGGGCCUGAUGUUGUCCUGCGGGAUACCUGAACUGUCUGAUCUGGAUGAUCUGAAGUACGUCUACGACGCGCUCAGACCUCACGAGUCGGAGGCCGACGCCACCAUGUACUUCACAAGGUUGAUAGAGUCCAGUCUGGGCAGCGUCGCCACCAAACUCAACUUCUUCAUCCACAAUCUGGCCCAGAUGAAGUUCGCCUCCAGCGAGGAUCGACCCACGCUGUCCUUCGCUCCGAGGGUCCACACUGCGAAGAGCGACGGACUCAUCAGGAACCUCUACAUCUGCAGACACAUCAGGGCCGCCAGCACCGGGAAGGGAUACGCCUUUGUAGUGAAGGUGGAGCGUGAGGCUCAGCAGGAGGCGCUGCUGGUUCAGAGGACGUUUGAAGAGUUCCAUGAACUUCACAGCAAACUGAGACUCAUCUUCCCUUCAUCCAAACUACCCAGUUUCCCCAGCCGUCUUGUGAUUGGUCGAUCGCGUGGGGAGGCGAUGGCCGACAGGAGGAAGGACGAGCUGAACGGUUACGUGUGGCACCUUAUCCACGCCGCCCCCGAGGUCGCUCAGUGCGACCUCGUCUACACCUUCUUCCACCCGCUGCCCCGAGACGAGAGGCCGGGACCGGUUGUCGCCAAACCGGCAGAAUUGUUGUGGUCUCCAGCCGCAGGCAAAGCGCUCGGUGAGGUCAAACUGUCGAUCUCCUACAAGAACGACAAGCUCUUCAUCAUGGUCAUGCACAUACGAGGCCUGCAGCCCCUGCAGGACGGCACAGACCCGGACCCCUACGUGAAGCUCUACCUCCUCCCGGAUCCCCAGAAGACCAGCAAGAGAAAGACGAAGGCGGCGCGACGCACCUGCAACCCGACCUACAACGAGAUGCUGGUGUACGAGCGGAUCCCUCGGGGGGACCUGGACCAGAGGGUGAUCCACUUGCGAGUUCUUGGGGACGGGGCUUUCUGGGAGAACACCCUGCUGGGAGAGACCCUGAUCCCGCUCAAGAGGCUGGUCCCGGGUCAGCACUGGGUGGACUGGCACCAACUGGGCGCCGCUGGCUCCGACUCUGCCCACUGACAGGAGGACUUCUCCGGGAAGAUGGGAGAAGAAGAGUGAGAAAAGGGAAAAAAAGGAAAGUCCUUUCAAAGUAAAAGCCGUGUGGCUGAUCCUCCCUCUAUGUGAGAGGGAGUUUAAAGUUAAACCGUUUAACUUCACUAACGUCAUCAGUUUAGGAUGUUCGGUUUGUUUUUGAUAGAAAAAUGACAAAAUCUGGACUUUUAUUGGAAAAUAACAAUUUCUUUCAUUUUCAAUUUAAACUUUCAAAAAUGUCCGCUGAUGUGAUUUCAAACAAACUGCACAAUGAAGAUGCCUAAAACAAACUCACUUACUAGGUCUUAGGUCUUCAAAUUGAAUAGAAUUAUGUGAACUGUUUAACUGCCAGCAGACGUCUGUUAGAAUAUUUGUAUUUGUUAAAACGAAGACGCCUUCAAAAUUUUACUGUCCAGGGAAACACCUGUGUCCCGUAUUUCAGUUGGAAUGUGCAUAAACCGUUGCAUAAAUUCUCUGAAUGGUCACAGGUGGCUAAAUUAAUCUAACUUUGAAGAGCAGUGUUCUUAAUUUCAAUAAACUAAUCGAACGGACGGAUGACGCCAAUUUGUAAAAAGUGUGAGUUUGGCUCAAUUGAGGCCUGGUCGUCGAUGACGACGGGGGAAUAGUUGGUCAUUCAUUAAUUGAAUAAUUUUGUUCGGAGUUUGAGAGGACUCACUGCAGUCCAGGGUUUUUCAUUUAUUUUUAUUCACUGGUUUUGGUUUUGAUGUGGAUGCGAUUGGUCUGAUUUUAUAAAUAAGAUUAAAUAAUUUCUGUCAGUGAAAAAAGGGAAACCGAUGACUUAAAGAUUAAUAUAAUGACGAUAAUCGGAAUUAAAAAACUUUGUUUCUCGUACAUUUCAGUUGGCACAGGUGCAUGUUGGGAGAAUUGAGACGCCAUAUUGUUCAGAAGUUGGUUUACAUUGUACAUUUUUUUUCUAUUUCUAACAUACUUUAAUACGAUUUGAUUUCUGUCUUUCUGCAAACAAGAUGAAAGGAUGAUGUGAUUUUUCUAUUGUUGGUGCAUGAGAGAGACAGAGAUCCCUUUUGCCUUUGUUUCCAUGUUUCAUUCCUUCAUUUUGUUUUCAAUCCUGUGAUGUAUUCUACUGUUUUUGUUGGGUGGUUUGUCUGCUGCAGGUUCCCCCCCAUCUGCUCAGCACUUUUCCAAAUGUGAUACCUUGAAUAUCAGCAUUCUGAGAGAGAAACAAUGUUGGUUUCUCUCAGAUAUUUGAGGCAAACUGACUGAUUCUGUGCACCACUGAAAAUUACCUAACUGGUUGUCCCGAGCUUACCUUCUUUAUUUGACCCCUUUUAGAGUCGUGACUCAGUCGCGUUAUCAACCACACGCUUUUCCUUACUUUCACUAAGCAGUUCUGUUGCCUAAACCUGACUUCCUGUGAAGGUGGAACUUUAUUUUGAAUAUACGCUAUGUAUGUAACAGAGUUUAUUUUGACACGCUAUCCCUGAGGCGCAGAAAAGUAGCAAGACUGUCUCGUUUGAGGCUUGGGACCACUGAACUAAACACUGAUUUGGGGGAUGAUAUAUAAAUCAUGAGUUCUCCUCUCACACUCCUCCUCUUUUUCUACCUGUGACCCAAAUGCUCUCCUGUAAAUCUUCAAAAGGAACCAGUUGGCACAUUGUCGCAAUAUUGAUCCCAUCCGGCUAUAUUCUGACGCUGUGUUCAAAAGAGUGGCAGCGAUCAGUCGAUCCAAUCAAUUGGUCGAUUGACAACUAAUUUGAUUAUUCAAAUAGUUUUUUAUUAAAAUUAUGCAGAUUUGGCCUCUCAGAUGAGGAUUUUAAAAGCUUCAUACAUUUGACAUGUUAUUGACUUAAUGAUAAAUCUAUAUUAGGAUCUGCAAAUUCAUUAUUGAUCAAAAAGUUUAAUGUGUUAACCCAAGACUUAUUUAGAGGUUUGUUCAUUCCUUUUUUAUAAAGAAAGUCCCAAGAUUAAAUAUUCUUGUCACAGAGAAAAUUGGUUAAUGUGAAUGAUUUAAAUCAUCCUACAUUUCGUUAGAGUUCAGUAGAGCUGAGAGGAGAUGAGCAGUGAGGAAAACAGGAGCAGAAUGUAAGUUCACAGUGAACUGGAUCUUUAAGUACUGUACAGACUCCAUGAAAUGUGAUGAGGUUUUCCACGGCAGCGUAGGCGGCAGAAGCAGAAGCUCUUAUUAAUGUGUAUUAAUUUUAUUCUGAACAUGUUUUGUAUUAUUUGCACUACAAAAUAAACUUGAAUUGAAAAAAACAUGUCUUACUUGCAUCUUUUUGCCUUCUCAUUGCCCUGUCUUUUUUACUAUUUGGUUUGA